CAUCACGCGGGGAGGGAGGAGCGGCCUGCUGGAGAGUUUAUUUGUCUAUACAUCACUUCCUAGCCGCUGCCAUACCACUAACAGUUCCCCUUCCCCGGGAGGGAACUCUCUCCGGGCCGGCUGGCUUGCCAGGGUGGCUUUUCCUUCCUCCCAUCUCGGGUUGAUGCCGCCUCUGUGCCGCAGCCUUGGAUCUGGAGGGGGGUCGGGGGGCUCUCUCCCGCUUCUCCGUGAUUCAUGGCUUUCCUCCCCAGUGAUGAGAUCCAGAACGCGGCCACCAAGAGACUUUAUUCGAGGAUGGAAGCCUCUUGCCUGGAGCUUGCUCUGGAAGGGGAGCGAUUGUGCAAAGCAGGAGACUUCAAAGUCGGAACGACCUUCUUUGAAGCUGCUGUCCAGGUGGGAACAGAGGAUCUGAAGACCCUGAGCGCCAUCUACAGCCAGCUGGGAAAUGCCUACUUCUACCUAAAAGAAUACUCCAAAGCCCUCGAGUAUCACAAGCAUGACCUCACCUUGGCCCGGACCAUUGGGGAUCGCAUUGGGGAAGCCAAGGCGAGUGGUAACCUAGGAAACACCCUCAAAAUCCUGGGCCAGUUUGAUGAAGCCAUCGCCUGCUGCCAGAGACACCUGGACAUCUCUCAGGAGCAAGGAGACAAGGUCGGGGAAGCCAGGGCACUCUACAACAUUGGCAACGUUUACCAUGCUAAGGGGAAGCAACUGUCAUGGAGUGCAGCACAAGACCCUGGCCAGCUACCUCUGGAGGUCAGGGAGACACUACAGAGAGCUUCAGAAUUCUACGAGAGGAAUCUUAUCCUGGUGAAGGAGUUGGGAGACCGGGCGGCCCAGGGCCGGGCCUAUGGCAACCUCGGCAACACCCAGUACCUGCUGGGCAACUUCAGUGAGGCCACAGCCUUCCACAAGGAGCGCCUGGCCAUCGCUAAAGAAUUUGGAGACCGAGCAGCCGAGAGGAGAGCUUACAGCAACCUGGGCAACGCACACAUCUUCCUGGGGAGGUUUGAUGUCUCCGCAGAAUAUUACAAGAAAACCCUCCAGCUGUCCAGGCAACUUAAAGACCAAGCAGUUGAAGCUCAGGCCUGCUAUAGCCUUGGAAACACUUACACUCUACUGCAGGACUUUGAGCGAGCCAUCGAAUAUCACCUCAAGCAUCUGCAGAUAGCCCAGGAGCUGAGGGACAGAGUGGGAGAGGGCAGGGCAUGCUGGAGUCUCGGAAAUGCCUACGUGUCCCUGGGCAACCAUGAACAAGCCCUGAACUUUGCCAAGAAGCAUCUAGAGAUCUCUCAGGAGAUUGGGGACUGCAACGGGGAGCUCACAGCCCAGAUGAACAUCGCCCAACUCAAGUCUGCCCUGGGAGUGGACGGCGGGGAAGGGGCUGAGGAUGGGCAGUCACAGUACGCUGGCUAUGAAGCGCAGGGCGCCAGACCUAAAAGGAUACAGAGGCACAGUAUGGACAGUUUGGAUUUACUGAAGUUCCCCUUGGAAAAGGACCAGAAUGGAGACAGCCAUCACCUGGAAGGUCUAAAGAUGACAGGGAAGGACUUCCUGUCCCUCCCUGGGAGAAGCCAAAAGUAUCAGGAGAGUCCACCCGGCUUGGAAAGGAAGCCCCAGGAUGGCACUCACUCUCCUGUGGAUGCCAAUGAUGUCCAGGUCCACGUCCCUCAGACGAAAAUCAAGCGGGCCCCUUCCGAUGAGGAAUGCUUCUUCGACCUCCUGAGUAAGUUUCAAAGCAACCGGAUGGAUGAUCAGCGCUGUACGCUGGAAGAAAGCCAGACGGGGGCAGCGGAAGCUGCAGCCACCCCGACCCCAGAAGACAGAAUAUCCCAGUCUUCCCUGAUGGCGUCUCCCCAGACGGAGGAAUUUUUUGACCUCAUUGCCAGUUCCCAGAGCCGCCGGCUGGACGACCAGCGUGCCAACGUGGGCAGCCUCCCCGGCCUGCGGAUCACCCACAACAAUCUAGGCCACCUGCGGGUGGAGGGGGACGCUCAGGAGCCCGGUGAUGAAUUCUUCAACAUGCUCAUGAAGUGCCAGUCAUCCCGGAUCGACGAGCAGCGCUGUGCCCCUCCGGAUGCCAUCGCCCGGGGCCCCACCAUGCCCGACGAAGACUUCUUCAGCCUCAUCCAGAGGGUCCAAGCCAAGCGGAUGGAUGAGCAGAGGGUGGACCUGGCCUCCAGCCAAGAGGAGGAGGAUGACGAGGAGGAGGAGGAGGAGAGUGGGGAAUCUCAGGCCCCACAACACCGAAGGCCCAGUACCAGCUAAGAUUCCCACCCCCCAACCCACCCCAUGGAACAGCAACAAAGACACCCCAAAGACAUCCAGAUGGCUCCAAGACCCUCCUGCCACUCCCCCACUGAGGAACCCCUGAGCAAGAGGAAUGUUUAGACCCACCCACUUGCCUGGCGGUCACCUUCUCGGUGCCGUACCUUGGGAUCUUGGAGAAGCGGAGGAUCCCCUGUAGCUCUGUAUCCCCCGGUGGGGGUGUCGUGUCUUGCUGAGGGCAGCUACCAACACCGCUCAGGCAUAUUUGGGGUCAGGUCCUGGACGGAAGUGGGCCGGAUGGGGCUUAAGUUAAGAGACAUCAGAGCAACAAUUAAUCGGCUGAUCCUGGGCAGUGGAGGGGCAUUCUCCUUCCCCCGCACAACACCCCUCCCCUUCCCACACAUCCACAGGAAUUUUGCACCCUUCCCGCUCUGUCCAGUGACCCAGUGCACUGGGGAUGUGCCAUCUCCCUCCCCUUUUCUUCAACAAUUAGAACAGAAGAGCAUCCCAGGCAAACUGGCAGCCAGGAUGUUCUUGGAGCUCUUCCCACACCUGACCGGGGAACACCCUCCCACUUUCACUCCCCCGACACCCAGACUACGCCAGAUCUGGCACAGGGCCGCUGGCACUAGUCUCUCAUUUUCACGUCCCAUCCUGAAAAAUAGCAAUGCGGCAUCACGCCCUUCAAACUUCCUGCUGUGCCCCAUACGGCGUGCACCUAGCCCGUGGAGCUCCUCUCAUGUGCCCAAUAAAAUGUGAAACCUCCAGGGUCACUGCACCGGCCACGCUGAAGCUGGGGAGAGCAUUUCCAUUUGGGAAAAAGAUGCUUUAAGCUUGCUAUCUGAGGGAUCCCGGGCUAGCUCCAUGGCUAGUGUUUCUGUGGCCCAGGUUCUAUUCGUCACCUCUCCAAGUCUCCGGUCCAACUCCGGUAUCAUAUACGUGAAGCUGCAGCUGCUUUCUUGACGGCAGCUAUUUUGAUGGAUUUUUGCACCCGGGAUAAUCGCUGGCCCAGAGAAGCUUCUAUAUGUGAAACAGCGGCAGCAGCUGCACAGAAGUAAUAAACCAGAGGGCCUAGAAAACAGGACCUCUCCUCCCCUCCCCAUCCCCAUGCCCCUAGAUCAAGCCUGGGGCGGGCAGCUUCCUGGUGCUCUACAGAAAGGAGAGGGAGCUAAGCCAAAAAGCUUCACUCUGAAUGUGAAACAAAAGAAGUGUUCUCUUUCAGUGGUCUUUUUUUUUCUUUAAGUGUUUGGAGAACAAAGCUGAGCAUAAACUUCCACAAAUGUUUCAACACUAAAGUAAUAAAUCUGUGUGGACAGUUUUAAAGUAGAGGAAUGCAGAUCAAGUAUGUGUUUACCAGUUUGCAAAGCUUUCUGGAGCUUCUGUAACUUUCAAAGCCGGGAGGGAGGGGAAGGGGGUAACUUAUUUGAAAAAUCAUUGAGGCCCAGAGGACCGACUUCCUGUUAAAGGCUUCAGCCCCUGCCCCACACCUUUUGCUCCCACUAUAGCCACCUCUGCUCCCAUGCCUGAGGCAGACCUCGAAACAGUCAGCAAAGCAAGAGAGGUGUUCAGAAACCCCAUUAAGCCUCCCUCCAGCCCUGUAGUCUCCCCUACUACCUAGUGCUGCCAAGACAAAGAGAGCACAUUUAGUACAGGGAGUGCGAGAGGGCCCUGAACUCCCUCAAGACCCUCCCUUGUUUCCCUGAUAUAAACCAAACCACGUUUCUCCAGAGGCUGGCUAAGUUCUUUCCUCUGAAAGCCGGGUUGGAGACGGCGUGGGCUUCACGGCACCGACCUCUAUCUUGAAAACAUUCCUUUUCCUGAUGGGAAAAAAAGCACUCAGGCUUCGUCACGUAAACUUCAAACGUUCUGAAACCUAGAGGCCGGGUACCCGAGAGGAGGCUAGUGGACCAGGCUCCCCCGGAAUACAAAAGACCCAAGCCUUUGACUGAAAGAAUUGGACUUGAAGUCAACCAAGUCGUACCCUUGUCUAGGUUGAAGUCAUCCUAGUCUCCUGCCCUUCCAUCAGAUCUUAAAUGCCCAGUUGUUAAACAAGGUCAUCUCUGGGUCCUUUAGAUCCUCAUUCCCCUAUUCGUUGCUCCCCGCAUAUAGACUCCCUUGAGUUGGAACUUCAAGCACAAGUGUAUAUAGGAGGGCCUCCCACCUGGAUUAGAUAAAACAAGAUCUCUCCCCCUACACCCCCAACUGCCACCCCUAACAGAUUGUUCCCAUGACAUGAACUCCUCGGGGAGUGGUCUCCCCCUGGGGCUUUUGGAUAGACAAAUCGAUUAAUUGGUAGGAUUUAUUGAGUGCUGACUGUGGGCAAAGAACUGUACUAUGCAUUUGGGAGAGUACAAUAUAACAGAGUUAGUAGACACAUUCCCUGCCCACAACAAGCUUACAACCUACAGUCAGGGGGUAUCGGAAAUCCCACGGCAGAGGUCCCACCUGCCCACACACCCUGAGGAGCUGGGGACCGGAUUCCAUGCUCUGAUAUUCCCGAAUCUCCAUUGCCCCAGGACCCAAUUUGAUGACUAUUUCCACUGCUCCCCCUUUCCAACUCUCUCUGAUUCCCACUACCUGCUGCAUAGUAUGAGGACCUUCCCAGCACUCGCAGGCAGCCCCUGGUACCUCGAGAUUCAACCUUAAGGGCAAUAGGCCCGGGAAACUGGAAGACCAGCAUUUGGGUAGGGGGCAGGAGGGAAGAAAAGGGACAAAAAGCUCUCCUGAGUUGGAACGGAGCGGCCGGAAUCUCGCGGACGAGAUCUGGCUGAUGAAGAAGAGUCCACUUGCGGGCCGGAGACCAUGUGACCAGCCACUUCGGCGGGAUCAGGACAAGCAACACAGAGAGGGAUCUGGGAUUGGGCGGGGGGGGGGGGGGGGGCGGUGUCCCAGCUUUUAGAGAGACAUUGAGUCAUUGCCGUAUACUUGAAUGUACUUGCUUAUUUAUUUUUUACCUGUGCAUUUGCUAAUGUCAUCAAUGGGUAGUUUCCAAACCAGGAGGUACAUUUUUUUUCUAAAAGAAGGAAUAAAAUAUCUGCCAAAUGAAUUAAUAUAUAUGUAUAGGUAUAUAAAUACAGCUUUGGGUAGGGGGGGUUGUGCUCAAUAAAGUAUUUUGUGUUCUAA
Ornithorhynchus anatinus (platypus) is the source of this 5391-nucleotide messenger RNA. RefSeq names its product G protein signaling modulator 1 (gene GPSM1). NCBI's taxonomy places the organism in Eukaryota, Metazoa, Chordata, Mammalia, Monotremata, Ornithorhynchidae. Gene Ontology annotation, molecular function: protein binding; GTPase regulator activity. The record is from RefSeq and is a predicted model, not a curated record. The coding region runs from base 235 to 2268 and encodes 677 amino acids. The transcript is spliced from 14 exons.